Messenger RNA from Pistacia vera, 602 nucleotides. RefSeq lists its product as uncharacterized. The coding region runs from base 172 to 534 and encodes 120 amino acids. NCBI's taxonomy places the organism in Eukaryota, Viridiplantae, Streptophyta, Magnoliopsida, Sapindales, Anacardiaceae. The record is from RefSeq and is a predicted model, not a curated record. The transcript has 4 exons.
AAGAAUAGUAGAGAGUAGAGACACAGAAAAAAGCUUCAACAGCUUCUUUCUCUUUAACUCUCUUUGUUCUUAUUCUUCUUCUUCUUCACUCUUUCAUUUCUACUGUUUUUAAGUUCCUCCAAUUCCUCAGCUUUCCUCUAAUCAUCAAAAGGGAUUCAUCAGAGCUGAAGCAUGAAGAGAACAAAAGGGUGCCAGGACCUUCAUGGAAUGGAGCGUGAUGCCCAGAAUACUGCUAGACAGGCUGCCAAAGAACAGAAUAUCAGUAGCUUAUCAAAGGGAAUCGAUUCUCAAAGACUUCGAUCACUCGGAAAAAUGCCGCCAAAGCAUCCAUUUCCUUCAAAAGUUUCGUGUGCUUGUGAAGUGUUUUCCGAAUAUAACGUGGAUACUUUGAGAGAACAGAGGGAUAUUUUGAAAGAAGAAAUGGCUAGCUUGAUGAUCACACCUUCAUCAAAUUUAAAUGGUCAACAUCGACAAGAAGAAGAUGAAGAAUCACAUUCUCUUUUUUUUAUUGGAGAUCAACCAUACAGGAAUUAAGAUGAUGGUUCAAGGUGGUCGCUUCGUUGUAAUGUUAUCAUAAAUAACAUGUAGUUUGCUUUGAUUAG